This is a messenger RNA of Hirsutella rhossiliensis, 1833 nucleotides long. RefSeq names its product vacuolar sorting and autophagy-related subunit. Lineage: Eukaryota; Fungi; Ascomycota; Sordariomycetes; Hypocreales; Ophiocordycipitaceae. Gene Ontology annotation, cellular component: endosome; lytic vacuole; phosphatidylinositol 3-kinase complex, class III, type II. The record is from RefSeq and is a predicted model, not a curated record. The transcript is spliced from 2 exons. The coding region runs from base 1 to 1833 and encodes 610 amino acids. Gene Ontology annotation, molecular function: SNARE binding. Gene Ontology annotation, biological process: SNARE complex assembly.
AUGUCCGCCCUCUCCGAGCCCCGCCGACCGCGUCUCCUCCCCCAGAACCGCAAGCUGCGCCAUCUCAAGGGCCUCUCCCUGCGCAACCUUUGCUUUGCGCCUGCCAACCGCUGCACCGCCGACGACGCCGCUCUGCCCCCGAGCCCCAGCGCGCUUGGAACACUGCGCAGGUCGGGAUCGCUGCAGCCGUCGCGCUCCACCGACAGCCUGCGCCUCGAGAGCUUGCGCUCCGACAAGCGCUGGCGCCCGCCCCAGACCCGCAAGAUCAGCUUGAACCUGGCGCAUGCGAGCCCGGCCUCGCGCCAGAAGAAGCUCGAGGCCUUGGUCAAUGGCUCCCUAGGCCAUGUCUUCUUGUCGCUCCACGUCGGCCGCGACCCUGAGCCUGUCUACGUGAGCGAGAUGCGUCAGAGGUCGGCUAACUUCAACUUCCAAUUCUUCGACCUUGCCACUCAGGGCCCUCGCGUCUCCAGAUCCUGCUCCGUCACAGUCCGCGUCUGGUCAAGGCGCCCCAAUCAGAGCGCCUGGGUCUUUGUCCUCGACGAAUUUGUCGACCUGCGCCAGCUCAACUUCAUCGGCACGCUCCUAGACCGGCGAUUCCCGCCCAAUGCCCUCAUCUUCCACCUCGAGGAUGGCCUCUAUUCCCUCGACUUUCCUACCAGGGCUGCCGACCCCAAGCAGGCCCCGCCGGCCGCCACCUCGUCGUACAACUCGCUGAUGAAGCUGGCCAACCUCGAGAGCUCCAUACAAGAUGCACUCGAGACGCAAGAAAAUUUGAUGGCGCAGAUAAACUCGAUACUCGAGCACUCCCCGCCCAGCGCCACCGAGGCGGCUCAGGAAGAGGUUGCCCGGGCCGAAAAGUACCUUGCGAGGCAACGGCGCGCCAACCGGCUGGCCGAGGAACAGCGGAACGAGCUGCGCGCCUCGCUCAGCAGCCGGCGAGCGGCCAUCCUCGCGGGCAGAGAGGCGCAGGCCAAGGUGGAGGCGGACAUUGCCAGCAACCGGGAGAAGCUCGAGGCCUCGGCGCAACUGCUCGAGCAGACGGAGCAGCAGAUCCACGGGCAGCGCCGGCGCAUCUGCUCGGAGCUGUCCGAAAUCUUCCCCAUCACGCCGGUGCCCGAUGCGCCGCCCCUCUCCUUUCGCAUCUGCAACCUGCCCCUGCCCAACUCGACCUACGACGCCGCGACGGCCAAGACGAUGGACGAGGACGCCCUCUCGGCCGCCCUGGGCCUGGUGACGCUGCUCACGCGCCACCUCCAGCUCUACCUGUCGUCGCCGCUGCCCUACCCGCUCCACGCCUUUGGGUCGCGCUCGCUGGCGCGCGACGACAUCUCCCAUCUGCCGGACAGGCCGACGCCGCGGCGCGAGUUCCCGCUGUACCUGCCGCGCGGGGGCUCGACGACGGGCCAGUGGCGCUUCGAGUACGGCUGGUUCCUGCUCAACAAAGACAUCGAGGCUCUCUGCUCGUCGCAGGGGCUCCGCGUCGUCGACAUCCGUCACUCGCUCCCCAACCUCAAGUACCUCCUCUACGUCUGCAGCGCGGGAACCCACGACGUGCCCGAGCGCAAAAAGGGCGGCGUCCGCGGCCUCUGGGCCGGCAAGCUGCGCGGGCGCAUGCCCGUCACCCCGCCCGUCGACGCCGAGAGCAGCAGCAGCGCGGCGGGCACCCCCCCGCCUGCUGGGAGCGUGGACGGCGGCGGCGGCGGCGGAGCCUGGAACGGGCUGUCCAAGCAGAGCGGCUGGGGUGACGUGGGCGACGCCGACUUGCCGUUUGGCAGCGGCGAGGCCAAGUUUACCCUGCGGACAAAGGGGCUGCGCGAGAAUGUGGCGGGGUAG